AUGGGCACUUUCAAUGACUCUGUGUAUAAUGAUGAGUCUCAGGGAAGCCAGUCAGCGAGAAAGGGCUUGUCGGCGGGAUUCACUCCGAUACCAGAUGGCACCGGGGAAACCUGCCCUGUGAAAGACCAGCAGGUUCCUGGCUCUGCUUCAAGGCAGACUCAAAGCCCUUAUAAUUUAUACGGCCUAGCUGUCAGCCAGUCGCAGGCACCGAAAGAAAAUUCGCUUACCCGGAAGGAAUCUCAGAAAGAGAACGCACCCGCACCCGUACGACCGCGCUUUGGGAUGCGAGACUCGCAGUCUCAAGUGCCACAAAUCCGGUCUCGUGUCUCUGCUCCCGAACCUCGGCAGGAUGAAGACAAUUGCAUCGAGGAAGCAGGAGCUCUUAGCCCUUCAACUGGUCGGAAAGUAGCCCUAUCGCACGGUGACGUCGCUAAGUCUUCCCAUGCAUAUAACGGCAAUCACUCUAUUCCUUGUACCUCCCUUCACGACCAGACAGCCAUAUCAACAGGCGCUAAAGGACGUGCCAGACCUUUGCCGUCGCAUUCCAACAAUCUUUUAAAGCGUCCAAGAUCCCCCUCCCCCGCCUCGCAGGACUCCUUUGCGGCUCUUCCCAGGGAUAUUCAGGAGAAGAAGUACAUGAAGCAGUCAAGAACGUUCCAGAUGCCCCUCUCAGAGCUGGGUCGUAUACAGGGCUCUGCCACUGAAGAGCCACCUUCCGAUGAGGAGCAGGACGAAUUUUCCUCCUUUACCAGCGAUAAAAACUGGGCUCGUACGCGGUUCAGGGAUCUUUCUGUCUCCCGGACAGGGUCACAACCCCCAACACAGCCUCAAGAUUCGCAGGAUCAGCGCUCUUCAUCUCCCUUAUAUUCCGGCUCUUGUCCUCAAGCUCAAAGGCAGGACGAUGACGAUGAUGAUAAUUUCUUUCCCACCGACGGGGCUACCCGCGCACUUUCUUCACCACGACUUCCCACAAGCAGCCGAUUGGAAACAGACUCAGAACAUGAACAGAGUUUUGCUUUCACAGGAGCAGUUACUCAACUGACCGACGCUGUCUCCCCUGUAGCUGUAGCCACUCAAUCCAUCGACGAUGAUGCUCCCGUUCCUCCGCUCGAUAUUGAUAUCUACCAUCAAUCUGGCAUAACAUCUACUACCUCGGGUCCACAGAGCGUUCUCUCUAUGGUUAACCCCAAUAAACGCUGGCGUUUUCAGGGGAAUACCGCUGCUCUUGCGCAGGCGCAGGCGCUCCACCAACACACUCAAGCCUUGUACGAGCCUCUUGACUCCGUUGCUGGACCAAGCGCCUAUGAGGAGACUCAGCCCUCGGAAGUGUCCAACCUUCCUGAAACUGGUCGGCCGAUCGAUAGCAACGACGGUGCGCCGCACGGACACACUAUCGAAGAGACUCAGCCCUCAGAAUCGUCAAAUCUCCCGAAUGCAGGCCGAUUGCUCGAUGACAGCCGGUCCAGUUUCGGAGCAUGUGACGACAGCGGGGCAACUCAGCCUACAACAGCGUCGAAUUUGCCCGCGACCGGUCUGGAGGUGGAUCCUGUGAUAUUCAGGGAAGACGACGCGCCUGGUUCACUACGUGCAGCGGAACCGGAUUAUUCAGAGGCGGGUGAAGUGCCUGAAACUGAGCCCUCUCAAUGCCCGGGUGCACCCUCGUCCUCUCCUGAGGUGCCUUUGGCUAUUGCGCCCGCGGCCAUGCCGCCUGCGGAGCGACCAAGGGAGACUGAGGAGAAAGAGAGUGAAAGCCAAGACAUUCCCCUGGCCGAAAUGAGCAAACAUCAGAAAACCAAGCCGCCGAGCAAACCACUCCCUCGCGAAGAUUCCGGCUCCACCAUGCCUCCCCCGCGAAAACGGACGCGAACAGACCUCUUUACAUCGAAGCGCUCACCCAUCCCUGCCGCUGAUUCCUCAAUCCGUUCAGAGGAUAUGAUCAUCCCGUCGUCCGAUCCGCGAGAACGGCAGCAGGAACUCCUGAAUUCCGGUUAUAGAACCGUGUCGAAAGGCACGGCUAAGGGUACUCCGACGCCCAUCACCCCGGCAGUGCGCCUGGAAGAUCACGACCAUGACGAAUCGGACGCUCUCAGUGAUCGCGAUCAAGAGGAGGUCCUGACUGAGCUCGCGGACGAAGACAUGGAGGAGAGUUCUCUCUCGACGCGCAAGCGCAGACGAGGAACGUCGUCCGCACUGAAGGCGUCUGCUCGCUCCAUCAAAACCAACACGUCGACGCCGCCUACCCGAAGCUCGAGCCGGGUGAAGUCCACGUCGCUUGGACGAGGCCUGUCCGUCUCCGCGACGCGCGUGCUUGCGCUCUGGAAGCAGGACUCGCACUACUAUGUCGGUACCGUCUACUCGGAAGAGUCUCCGGGGCAGAGGUACGUCGUGCGCUUCGACGACGGCACCGAGGACGCGGUCGACCUCUCCAAGCUGCGGCGGUGCGACCUCAGGCAGGGCGACUACGUCCUGAUCAAGGCUUCGCGGCCCGUGCGGGCGGAGGUGGCCGAUGCGUCGCAGUGCAACACCUCUGAGCGCCAGGUCGUUGUGCGCUUCGGCGAUGGUGGCGAUGGCUACAAAGAGGAGGUCGACACGAAGGAUAUCAUGAUCCCUAGCCGCUCCGUCAUCAGCAAGUGGGCCGACCGCACGCUCACAGCCGACCAGGUCGUCACGCUCCUGCGGCCGAAGCUCAAGCAGUCGCCGACGCCAUCCAAGCUGUCCGAGAUUGCAUCGUGGUCCAAGAGCACGAAGGGCAUGUUCGCUAGGACGGGCUUCAUCCUCACGACCUCUCCGGGCAUGGUGGACUGGGACAAGGAACGCGGAGGCCUCGAGACGCAGAUCAAGAGCCAGGGAGGCCACAUCUUUGAGGACUGGUGCCGCGUAUUCAGCAUGGAGGGCAUGCCCAGCCUCGGCGGGAAGCGCUGGGUGCUCGAGAAGGGCGAGAUCAAGCUUGAGCGCGAGGAGCUUGAGCGUGUGUUCCUCCUCGCAGACGACGCGUGCCACAAGCCCAAGUUCCUCAUCGCACUCGCGCUCGGUAUACCCUGCGUCAAGUUCGGCUGGCUGUACGAUUCGGUGGCCGAGAUGGCCGAGAGGGAGUGGCAGCCGUACCUGCUGCCCGCAGGCACCUCAGAGCAGCUCAACGCGCGGAUCUCGCAGACGGUUGACGUCGACUGGGGCAACUGCCCGGAGCACGUCCGUGACAUCAUGGACAACCGGGUGCCCUUCAAGCUGUUCGGCGACAUGAAUAUCCUCUGUAUCCUGGCGGACAUCUUCCCGGGGAAGAACCCCAAACGGCCCCAGGGCAACUCGGACAUCGACCGGUCGCGCGAGGCGGCGCGCAUGAUCCCGCGCAUCCUCCUCUGCAUGGGCGCCGCGCGCGUCGAGGCUGUCGACAUCCCCGCGCACGCGUCGUGCAAGCUCGACAUGUACGACUACGUCGUCGUCAAGGACGCGGACGAGGCCAGGCGCCACCCCAGGACGCGCGAUCUCGCGAACUGCGUCACGUUCCCGUGGGUCAAGGAGUGCCUCAUCACCGGGCGGACCCUCCCGCGUGACUGAGCUCCCUUGUCUCUCUCUACCCCGGAUACUGAUUUAAAAUCCAUCUUGCUUAUGGCUCUUUCUUGGAAAGGUGUACUUUUUUGUUUCUUGGAACGAGUAUAAAUGCUCUUAUCUCUGCUUGGCAUACCUUAACUUCCGUGACCGCUGAUAAUGACUCGUCAGCUUGUUUAUAUAUCUUUCUUGUGUCUCACCGGUCUCUCUCAAGAUUGCCGCCAUCUCUGAUAUCAUACACUAUUACAGUAUCAUUGUAUCAUAUAUAGGACCAUCUAUGCAUGUUCAUAGCAUCCCACUCUUUCUUGCAAUAUGAAGCCCGU
Molecule: messenger RNA, 3869 nt
Organism: Phanerochaete carnosa HHB-10118-sp
Lineage: Eukaryota; Fungi; Basidiomycota; Agaricomycetes; Polyporales; Phanerochaetaceae
Exons: 4
Coding region: 1-3555 (1184 amino acids)
Biological process (GO): DNA damage checkpoint signaling; positive regulation of transcription by RNA polymerase II
Cellular component (GO): nucleus
Molecular function (GO): histone binding
Source: RefSeq, a predicted model, not a curated record